UGUAUCCCCUUGCGGUUGGAAAAUCACUCUGUUCCUAUACUUCUAUGCCACUGGCAGACUUCUGCUGUCCGCUGUCAAUCCGCGAUAGAUUGCCACCCUUCAAGCAGUCGCUCGCCAUGCCGCUGUUCAACAAGAAGUUCGAAUCGAAGCCGAUUCCCGUGCGGCAGGGUCGGUGCAACAUCGGACAUCCCGUGGCCACCGAGGAGCUGGACGACUUCCGCCAGAUCUCCCUGACCCUGGGCAACAAGGAGCUUCGCUUCGCGGACGGCAUCUGGAUGCACUCCUCCCGCAAGGGCGAUGUCGAUGAUAUGCUCAGGCUGAACAAGAAGUUCCGGGCCCUCGAGGAGGAGAACAACAUGUGCAACCUGAAGAUCGAGGUGAUGCUGGAUCUGCUGGCGGAACACGCCACCGAACUCAACGAACUGAAGCCCAAGGAGAAGUGAUCCCCUCAAAAAUAAUUUUAAAUAUAAUAAAAUAAUGGUUUGCUUUCUAGAA
Molecule: messenger RNA, 495 nt
Organism: Drosophila ficusphila
Lineage: Eukaryota; Metazoa; Arthropoda; Insecta; Diptera; Drosophilidae
Gene: Cby
Product: protein chibby homolog 1
Exons: 2
Coding region: 45-443 (132 amino acids)
Source: RefSeq, a predicted model, not a curated record